This is a messenger RNA of Scutellospora calospora, 825 nucleotides long. The record is from the annotation of a GenBank genome assembly. NCBI's taxonomy places the organism in Eukaryota, Fungi, Glomeromycota, Glomeromycetes, Diversisporales, Gigasporaceae.
AUGUAUCUACAAUAUAGUGUUACAACUGCACCAAAUCUUUUAGUUUGUUAUCAUAGUGUUGGGAAUACUUAUUUUUCAUGUUUCCAAAGUAAUGAACUUGAACGAGAAUUUAAAGAUUCAAGUCAUAAGAGGAUUCUUUAUUAUAAUUGUAGUGGCAAAAUAUCGAUUAAAAUUGAUAUUUUAAUUACAACACCAAAUGAAAUAAAACAAGAGAUUAGUAAAAAUCUUCAUUUGAAUUCUAUGGAAUUGCGAUAUCAUCUUCGUAAAAAGUUUAACAUAUCAACUAUUACAUCCAAACAAAUCUAUUACUGGUGGUCGUAUUAUACACAACAAUUCUACAAAAAUGAUGAUAAUUAUAUUAUUUCAGCAUGUAUGUUUUUUGAUUGGCAACUUGAUAAUUACUGCGCUUUAUGCUUUCAACUUGAAACAAAUAAUACAACUGCUAUUGGUUUCAUGACAAGUUUAUUUGAACAAUCUCAUUAUGAAGAGCAAGGAUUAAGAACUGAAGCACUUACUAGUUUCUUUCAAUCUCUUUGUAGUAAGGGUUUAAACCCAAUUUACUUUUAUACUAAUAAAGAUUUCACUGAAAUAACUGCUGCAAAAAAUCUUUGCUUAUGGCAUAUCGAAAAAGCUAUUAAAGAAAAGUUUAAAAGUCGUAAAAAGAUUGAAUGUAUAAACUAUAACUAUGAAGAAGUUAUAAAAGAAUUUAGUUUCAUUGAUCCACUUUUUAUACCUGAUUUGCAACGAAUGGAUAACGAAUAUUAUAAAGUCUGCUCACCUGACCUUUGUGAAACUGUUAUUGAAAUGACAAUUUUUGACCCCUAA